ACGAUGCGCGAGUACAAAGUGGUGGUGCUGGGCUCGGGUGGGGUGGGCAAAUCCGCCCUCACCGUGCAGUUCGUGACUGGUACCUUCAUCGAGAAAUACGACCCCACCAUCGAAGACUUCUACCGCAAGGAGAUCGAGGUGGACUCGUCGCCGUCGGUGCUAGAGAUCCUGGACACGGCGGGCACCGAGCAGUUCGCGUCCAUGAGGGACCUGUACAUCAAGAACGGCCAGGGCUUCAUCCUCGUCUACAGCUUGGUCAACCAGCAGAGCUUCCAGGACAUCAAGCCGAUGCGGGACCAGAUCAUCCGCGUGAAGCGGUAUGAGAAAGUGCCAGUCAUAUUGGUUGGGAACAAAGUGGACCUGGAGAGUGAAAGAGAAGUAUCCUCCAAUGAAGGCCACGCCCUUGCCGAAGAGUGGGGCUGCCCCUUUAUGGAGACUUCUGCUAAGAGUAAAACAAUGGUGGACGAACUCUUUGCAGAAAUCGUGAGGCAGAUGAACUAUGCUGCCCAGCCUGAUAAAGAUGACCCGUGCUGUUCUGCCUGUAACAUACAAUAGCACCCACAUUUGACGAUCCUGAUAGGACUUGCUGGGUAUUGCAGGCGAUAGAGAUCUUGCCUACCACACUGCAGAGUUAGCAGGAUGCAUGGCAUGGAGCUAUGGUGCACUGCAGACCCUAUUUAUAAAUGAGCAGUGACUGUCAGUUGAUGUCUCUGAGUACAUUUGGGUUCAGUAACUGCAGUGUUCACCAGUAUCCUCGCCUCCUUUGUGCAUCUGCAACUUGAAGGCAUAGCCCAUCAAUCUACAGGGUGAUCUCAUUUGAAAGCAACGAUGGCAUUGUCGCUGAGUUGACAGUAGCAACUCUUGUAUAAAUUCAAGAAAAUCAUGAGGGAAAAACCGGAAGAAUUCCUAUGACCACUUACAGUAAAUAUUUUGUCUUCUUUACAAAGUAACUAAAGGAGAGUAUUUUCCUACGAGAGAACUGAACUUCAGGAAUCGGAAUAAGAGCUCCUAACCAGUGUAUUCCGUCAAGUAGCAAAACAGCUGGCCUGCCAACAGCACUGCAGGGAGAGUCUUUGCACAGCUGACGCAUUUCUGUUUUUCAAAAUUGAUGCUUAAUUGUAGAUGUUAUCCUGAUUUGUGACAUGGAAUUAACUCAUGCAUCAGUCCUGAUAGAGCAAAAGUCAGAACAAAGUGGUGUGAAAAUACAGUCUGGCUUUAGAAUUUGUUAAAUCACCUGCUUUGCCACAGAAAAAUGGAGGCUUUCUCAAGGGUUUGACAAGAAUUAAAAUACUAAACCCACCCUCUGUCACCCAAGCAGGAAGGUCUUUAUCUCCUGAACCAGAAGGAAGCCACUGAGAUGGAGAGAUUGCCUAGCCUUACUAACACGAAGCAUUCUAGUAGAUUAACUAGUACCAUCAUGUAAGGAAAACGAAGCCAUGUUGCAGCCACAUGUUCCCGUUUGCAGAAACCUCACAGGACAGUACAAAUACCUGGCAUUUUUACGUUCGUUAAAGCAGCAAAUUCCUUCUCGCCUUUAAGGGCUAUGGUGUGAUGUGACCCUUGGCUAACCUGCUUUGGAAAUCCAGUUUGCUAUAGCAGAGCUUUAUUGCAGGCAUUUAAACAAUUGAAUAAUCAUGUGAAAUAAUUUGGGCUUAAAAGUAGAACAUAAUUUAUAGAGUGGAAGGUGAGGGACAAAAAGCCUUUUAUCUUUAAUUUUCCUGGAGAAUUAUAUAAAGGUUUUCUUAUAACAAUUCUGCCCUGAUUACUGAAGUGGCAAAUAAAGCUGGAGAGAAUAUUUUGUUUUGAAAAAGGUGCUCGAGCUCUGACAUUUUUGGUUUUGAUAGCCGUGAAGUAUUUAUCAUUUGCAUGAGUAAUGGCACAGGGAAAACCUAUUCAAAAGUUUUACAAUCAAAUGUGGAAAGGUUUUCACCUCACUUCAGAGUUAGAAAUGCUGAAGAGAUGGUCUUGAGCCCACUCUCUGGAGAGAAAUUUGGCCUUGAGAACUGCAAUAUCACUGAGCCUGUGAUAUACUUAGCGCCCAAAUUUUCUUGGUUCCACAGUCUUGUGCAAGUAACCUCUGGUCUUACAUGUGUAACUGAGAGAAGAGUGUGUCUGUGUGUGCAUGUGUGUUUAUCGUUCCUAAGAAUUUGGCACAAAUCAGAUAAUUGCCUAUACUGAGAAUCUAUACUGCAGAAUAUAGUGUAUCAAAAACAUUUUUUCUUUGAAAUUAUUUAAGCAUCCUUUCCACAUCAUAGAAAUCAUUGGUAGCCCCCAAGUGUUUAGUAACUGACAUCUUUCUUCAAGGAUAGAAGAAGGGUUGGUAGAAUUUUUCAUAGAUGAGAAAACUGGAGAAAUACUGUGAGUAAACCAGACCAAGUUUAUGAGAAAAUUUUUGAAUUGUGAAUAUUUACAUUCUUCUGUAUAAAUUUUUUAUAAUCUUCAAUUACAAAACACCUUGUUUAUAGGACAAAAGAGUUUUAACCAGUUUUCUUCAGGUAGACUUCACUGUGUAAAAGUUAAGUUGACCCAAACAAAAUAAUCAAAGAUUCCAGAAGUAUGAUUUGUCUACUGAAGUAGAAAUAUUUGUUAGUAAGUCAGUUGCAUUUUGAAGCCUUUAACUUCUAAUAAUGAGUCUGUGUUUUAGAAUCCCAUGAUAGCAAUUUAUGACAACUAUGAUUGCAUAUUAGAAACAGUUGCAGAGAUUCCAGUUUUAUAUCAUGGAUUGCUAUGCAGAUGCAAAAAAUAGGUGAAAUGAUGUGAAAGCCUGGCAAAGUAAGAUGGCAAAGAUUAUCUGAGGUUUGGGGUUUUGUCAAGAGAUGUUUGUCAGACACUAAGGUGGGCUUUUACUGUGAAGAGGUUGCUAAGAACUGACAUGGCCGCCUGACCAGUGUCCCCACAGCCUCUGUGGGUAGGGACAAGACACGGAGACCUCCAGAGCGGGAGACCUGCCUGCCUGCACUGUCGUCAGCACGGCAUGAAUCCCAAGCACCCUGAAUGACUUUGCCAAGAUGGAACUAAAAAGCUCAAGAGAAGAAAGAUUACACUUGCUGGCACAUGAAAUCAUAGUGGCUACAGAGGAAAAGUGGUGACUGGGUCACUACUUACGUUAUGCCCUGAUCAGACUAGCAACUAGAUAAGUGAAAGUUUUUCGAACAUGCCUUAAAGAUAUUAUGGUUUGAUCCAAAGACCCACUAUUUCUUUAGCUAUCGUGGUCAGGUUUUUCUUUUGUUUUUUUAGUUUUACACAAAAGCAGCAUUUUUCUAUAAGUUUUUUUUUUUUCCUUAAUGUUGCAACCUUUUGGUUCCUUUAAGCUGUGAUAGUGAUGGUAACUGAUGCCUUCGUUUUAUUCAACUUAACACAAAACAAGCCAGCAUCAGAAGUAUUAUAUAAAAUCUUUAUUGAAAGGUGCUUAGAUGAUUUUUGUCCUUUAGUUUGUAGAAUUAGGAUUGAACUUUGACUCACUUGCCAUCACUUUGACUCAGUUGCCAUCACUUUUCUAUGGUAAAACUACUGAAAUUUGCUUUUCUCUAAAGAAAUGUUGCCUAAGGAUGUCUGGUAUUUGUUUUCAAGAGUGGAUUUUCCCCGUAUGAAUGUUGUCAGUAUCUGUGUAAAUUGAGUGUUUUGGUUUUUUAGUUUUUUGCUCCUGUAGUAGUCUUGUGUUAGCACUGGUUAAGCUUUAAUUGUCUCUUUAGCCAAUCAAAUGUUACAGAUUCUGGGGGUCUUUUUCUUUCUUUUUUUUAACUGUCAUCGUGCAUCUAUUAAAUCUUGAUCAGGGUUUCAAGAAUGACUGCAGUAGGUUUUGAAAACAGACUUAUCAUUAUUGAUUUGGGGUUUCCCAGAGAUUAUAGUUCACAGUUAGUUGUUGAGCUCUAAUACAACUGACCAUUUAAAAUUGAACAAACAGUUUAUUGUUUUAUAACAGAAUGUCAGUUGUUAAACCUUGACAUUUCAAUUAAAACAUGAAUUGUAGUUAUAACUCAAUGCAAAUUCAACAGUUGUAUUUGGAGUUAAAUUAUUUUAACAAAUAAAUUUAUUUAAUGAAA
This is a messenger RNA of Cavia porcellus (domestic guinea pig), 4043 nucleotides long. RefSeq names its product RAP2A, member of RAS oncogene family (gene Rap2a). The coding region runs from base 4 to 555 and encodes 183 amino acids. The record is from RefSeq and is a predicted model, not a curated record. Gene Ontology annotation, molecular function: GTP binding; GTPase activity; GDP binding. The transcript has 2 exons. Lineage: Eukaryota; Metazoa; Chordata; Mammalia; Rodentia; Caviidae. Gene Ontology annotation, cellular component: plasma membrane. Gene Ontology annotation, biological process: Rap protein signal transduction; negative regulation of cell migration.